ACCCCUCCCCCCCCCCACCACCAUGGCAGCCCCGCUCGGUACCGGCGCCCACGCGGAGGAGACUGGGCAGGAGAAACAGGACACGCAAGAGAAGGAAACCGUCACCCCUGAGAGAGCAGAAGAGGCGAAACUGAAGGCCAAAUACCCCAACCUAGGCCAGAAGCCCGGAGGCUCCGACUUCCUCAUGAAGAGACUGCAGAAAGGGCAAAAAUACUUUGAUUCUGGUGACUACAACAUGGCCAAGGCAAAGAUGAAGAACAAGCAGUUGCCAAGUGCGGGGCCAGACAAGAACCUGGUGACAGGAGACCACAUCCCCACGCCGCAGGACCUCCCGCAGAGAAAAUCCUCGCUUGUAACCAGCAAGCUGGCGGGGUAGCCUGCACUCACAGGCUGGUUUUUUUCCUAUUUUCUUUUUUUCUUUUGGCUAAAUGGAUUGAACUUCACUGUACCAUAGGGACGGGAGCACCAGAAUCCACAUAGUUAUUUGAGUAUUUACAGCGAACACACACUAAAACCGAGAGGGCGAGCGAGAGGUGUCGGUAGCCUGGGAUGCACAGGCAGAUUUGAUUGGGCCGUUCCUUUUAGCGAGUUGGUUUGCUGCCUUAAUUUUCAUGCUGUUUGAAACCAUCCUCGCUUGCAGAGCCACUGAAGCACUGCCUCCUCGCUGGGAGAGCCGGGCGGCCCUGGGAGAAGCAGGAAAGUGCUCAGAGGAGUUGCUUGCUGUUUGCUUGGCACCGGGUGGGAGGGGAGAGCUCAGAGCUGUGACGUGUGAAUGCUUUUCAGGCAUUGGGUGUCUGCAGAGGAAGAACCGGCUGGGCAAAAGGUGUGAUACGUGUUCUAGAAGUUUAGUUAGGUGUGUGCAUUAGAGCUUCUAAGUGAAGAAAUUAGCUGAUCUGCGAAAAACUACGUGGCUGUGUUGCUGGGCUGAGCUGCCUGGGAUCUGUCCCCUGCUUGCACAAAGCAGCUGAGCUCACAGUGUCCGAUGUGUCCGAUGGCUGCGCGAGAGGGGCCAGGCGGUGUUUGAAACGGUCCUUGUGGCUUGGAGCUGCGAUGAGGUGUUUGCUGUUUCGGAGGUAGAGCCUCACCGCAGCUGCAUCCCAGUGUGGCUGUGAUGGAGGGGCGCAGGGUGAGGCUUGCAGCUGCCCCAGAGGGUUUGGGGGCAGUUUCUCUCUCGCCGGUCAGUUCUCGCCAGCGAGGCUGUCUGCCUUGGCAAGGGUGAGAGAUGGCUCCUCUCCUGGUUGCCAGGCAGGCAGCAAAAGGUGGUGAGCUGAAUCCCACCAGCAGCAGGGCGCUUGGGACACAGGAGAGUGUGGCCAAGCAGGCAGGCAGAGCCCUGUCUGGUCGCAUGCAGCCCCUGCCUGAUGCCCAGACUUCGGUGCUUGCAGAGGGGGGCCGGCAGCAGCCGGUGAGAUGGAUGUGAGCUGUUGGAGCUGAUCUCUGGAGGGAGAGAGGCAGGACUGGGAAUAACCACCCCAGAAGGGGAAAACAGCACCAGAGACAGAGCGUGGAGAUUAGGAAGAGAGGAGCAUAGAGGGAAAUCUGUGUUGACAGUGUCAGGCACCCCAAGCUUGGACUUCUUUCUUUUUUUCUCUUUUUUUUUUUUUCUUUUCUUCUUGCCUUUUCUUUGUUCCAGGCCUGAAAACAAAAAAAAAAAACCCCACAAAACAAAAAAACAAAACAAAAGGUUGGUGUGAUGGCUGCAGCCUGCAGAACGAUGUGCGUGCUCGGUGCAUGUACUGUCUGCUCCUCAUGCAGUGGAGACGAAGCGGCCUCCUGUCCUGUGCAGCGGAAGGUCUCGGCAUGCCUGUGCCAGGGCAGCACUAAACCUGCCCGGUUUAGGCCCGGUUUUGAAAGCAUGUGGGCAAAAGGAAGUCGAGUGGAUGUCUUUUUUUAUUUAUUUAAUUUUUUUUUUAAGGGAUUCCCAUCAGGUCAGGAGAAACCAAGGCAGGAAGGCAAUGGGUGAUGCUCUGCACAGGCAUGGCUUUCCUUACAUGCAUUCUUGGCUGGCUGACUCAGGCUUUCCUGAGAACCUGUUUCACUCAUGACGCUUUCCUGCUGCUGGCUGGAGCAAGGAACGUGGUGUUGCUUCCCGGGAGGGUGUUUGCCAAGGGUGUGCUCGAAUGCUUGCAUCUGCCUUCAGGUGGUUUGGAGCAAGCCAGCUGCAGCUCCACUCAUCAGGGCACCAUGAGCAAGGGGCUCCGUUGCGAGCCCUGUGGCCGCAGAGGACAGUUUUCUCUUUGUGGAGUGGGCAGGGAGCACAGCAGGAUUGGGGGCUGCCCACUUGUAACCACGGGUCCGUGCUUCGGUCUCCAUUGCCUUUCCAGACCCUGUGUGACCUGGCCGGGGCGGUGCUGGCAGUGGCUGUGCAACCUCCUUGGAUGUUCUGCUGUCUGUCCCAGCCAUGUUGUAAAUAGAUAUGAAUCGUAUAUAUAAAAAUAUAUAUAAUUUUUUACAUGUU
Gymnogyps californianus (California condor) is the source of this 2458-nucleotide messenger RNA. It is a transcript of the gene ENSA, whose product is annotated as endosulfine alpha. Gene Ontology annotation, molecular function: protein phosphatase inhibitor activity. Bases 23 to 376 code for a protein of 117 amino acids. The record is from RefSeq and is a predicted model, not a curated record. The transcript is spliced from 3 exons. Lineage: Eukaryota; Metazoa; Chordata; Aves; Accipitriformes; Cathartidae. Gene Ontology annotation, cellular component: cytoplasm.